CGUCCCUCCUCUUCUGCAUUCUCUCACGGUCUCACGGUCUGACCUUAGGCCAGUUCUAGAAGCUUCUAGAAUCUAGAUAGACCGCGGCAUGGGCAACGGCCUUUCCCCUUGCUCGUGCACCACGGCCGUGCACGGCGAGGAAACGGAGGCCAGGCUGGUGUUCUGGGGUGGGCCGACGAGGCUGGCCGCAGCUUCUGGCCCGAGGCCAACCACGGCCGGCGACGUCACGGCGGAAGCUCCCGACCACCUCGUCUGCUCCGGCGACUCCUUCUUCAUCGGCCUCCCGAUCCCGGCGCUACCGUCGGGCGAACAGCUUCAGGCGGGGCGGACCUACUUCGUGCUGCCCGCGGCCCGGUUCUCUUGUUGCCAGGCGCUCACCGCCGCCUCGCUCGCAUCGCUGUCGCCGGCCCCGACGAAGGUGUCCCUUGCCGGCGCGUCAUCACCGUUCGAGUACGUCACGGGUGACGACGGCAUGUCGCUCAUCAGGGUCCUCCCGGAGUUCAUCGAGAAGGUGAUCACGUGCGGCGGCGGCGGGGGAGGCAAGAGCAAGUGUGGGGCGGUGUCGCCAGACCAGCUGUGCAGCACGCCGGAGCUGAGGAAGCACUACAUGCAGCUGGUGGGAUCGAGGCAGCAGCGGCCGUGGUCACCGGGGCUCGAGACGAUAUCGGAGGCCAGGAAGAGGAGGCGGAUGCCGUCGCCGGUGAGGCUGGUCGGGCUGGCAAAGAAUUCAAGAUAGCAUUAGCAUAGAUUGGGCUGUUCAUGAAGAGAGAUGGAAAGCUUAGAUUUUAGUCUCGAUUAAUUGUUCAUUCUACUCGAGAAAGAAAAGUCAAUCGUGCACAAAAUAGAUAUAGUAUAGAAGGAGAUGAGUAGAGAAUUUGAUUUAGCUCUACUUCAUUCAUUUUUCAAUUACAUCAGGAAUUUGAUGCAAAUGAACGAAUCAGUUGAC
Molecule: messenger RNA, 946 nt
Organism: Lolium rigidum
Lineage: Eukaryota; Viridiplantae; Streptophyta; Magnoliopsida; Poales; Poaceae
Exons: 1
Coding region: 89-736 (215 amino acids)
Source: RefSeq, a predicted model, not a curated record